Molecule: messenger RNA, 5075 nt
Organism: Pectinophora gossypiella (pink bollworm)
Lineage: Eukaryota; Metazoa; Arthropoda; Insecta; Lepidoptera; Gelechiidae
Gene: eIF3a
Product: eukaryotic translation initiation factor 3 subunit A
Exons: 23
Coding region: 115-3672 (1185 amino acids)
Biological process (GO): translation reinitiation; formation of cytoplasmic translation initiation complex
Cellular component (GO): multi-eIF complex; eukaryotic translation initiation factor 3 complex, eIF3e; eukaryotic translation initiation factor 3 complex, eIF3m
Molecular function (GO): mRNA binding; translation initiation factor activity
Source: RefSeq, a predicted model, not a curated record
UUUCGUCUGUCGCUUGACAGACCGGUGUUGAAGAAUAAAAUUCGCGUUUAUUCUUCUUCGCCCAGUUUUGAGGACCUAAAUUUGUGUUAAUGAAGUGAUUAGUGAUAUUACAACAUGGCUCGAUACGGUCAGAGACCGGAAAAUGCCCUCAAACGGGCCAAUGAGUUUAUGGACCUGGACAAGCCGGCCCGGGCCCUGGACACCUUGCAGGAGGUGUUCCGUAAUAAGAAAUGGGCUUAUAACUGGUCUGAGUCGGUCCUGGAGCCGAUUAUGUUCAAGUACUUGGAGCUUUGCGUGGACCUUCGCAAGUCGCACAUCGCUAAGGAAGGCUUGUUCCAGUACAGGAAUAUGUUCCAGUCUGUGAAUGUUGGAUCGCUGGAACAGGUCAUAAGGGGCUAUCUCCGAAUGGCAGAGGAAAGAACAGAGGCUGCUCGAGCGCAGUCCACACAAGCAGUCAUUGACACUGAUGACCUUGACAACCUGGCUACUCCUGAGAGCAUCCUGCUGAGUGCUGUGUCUGGUGAAGAUGCACAGGAUCGCUCCGACAGGACCAUCCUUACACCAUGGGUUAAGUUCCUCUGGGAGUCGUACUGCCAGUGCUUGGAGCUGCUGCGUACCAAUGCGCAUGUGGAGACUCUAUACCACGACAUUGCUCGCAUGGCCUUCCAAUUCUGCCUCAAGUACUCCCGCAAGACCGAGUUUCGCAAGCUCUGUGACAAGCUGAGGAAGCAUUUGGAGGAUAUCUGCAAGCCUACUGUACAAACCGGCAAUGUGAGCAUCUCAAAGCCGGAGACCCAGCAGCUCAACUUGGAGACUCGUCUGUUCCAGCUAGACAGCGCCAUACAGAUGGAAUUGUGGCAAGAAGCCUACAAAGCUAUCGAGGACAUCCACAAUCUGAUGAACAUGUCAAAGAAGACUCCUGUAGCCAAGACCAUGGCCAAUUACUACGGCAAGCUGGCGCUGGUCUUCUGGAAGGCCGGCCACUGCCUGUUCCACGCCGCUGCUCUGCUGAAGCUCUUCCAGCUGUCGCGGGAGAUGAAGAAGAACAUCACACAGGAGGAGCUGCAGAAGAUGGCGUGCCGCGUGCUGGUAGCCGUGCUGUCGGUGCCGCUGCCGUCGCAGCACCCCGAGUUCGACCGCUUCGUGGAGACCGACAAGAGUCCCAUGGAGAAGGCGCAACGCUUGGCCGUGCUGCUCGGCCUGGCCCAGCCGCCGACCCGGGCUAACUUGCUAAAAGAUGUGGUCCGGUUAAACGUGGUGGGUCUGGCGUCGCCGCAGCUGCAACAGCUGUACGCGUGGAUGGAGGUAGAGUUCGACCCGCUGUCCAUCUGCCACAACGUCAAGAAUGUGGUCACGCAGCUACAGGAAGAACCUAACUUAGGCCAGUACUGCAGCGCGCUCACGGACGUGGCCCUCGUGCGGCUCAUCCGCCAGACAGCUCAAUGCUACGCGUGCAUCCAGUUCUCCAGGCUCCUCGAGCUGGCCGGCAGCGACGAUCUGUUCCACCUGGAGCGGCUGCUGGUGGACUGCGUGCGUCACAACGACAUGCAGAUCCGAGUGGACCACGCCAACAAAUGCGUUCACUUCGGUGUCGAGGCUGGCGGCGGCGAGUGGUGCUCGGCCGCUGACGAGGCGUGUGGUGGCGCCAUCCUGCAGGCCACGCCCGCUGAACAGGUCCGCGAGCAGCUGGUACGCGCGGCCGAGGUGCUGUCCCGCGCCGUGCACACGCUGUUCCCCGCGCGGCGCCGGGCCGAGCGCGAGCGCGCGCGGCACCACAUGGUGCAGCACUACCACGAGAACAAGCACGCCGAGCACCACCGCGUGCUGCAGCGACACAAGAUCAUCGAGGAGCGCAAGGAGUACAUCGAGCGGCUCAACACCGUGCGCGAGGAGGAGGAGCUACGCCGUCAAGAGGAGCAGCUCCGCGCCGCCGCGGCCGCCGAGGCGCGCCGCCAGGAGCAGGAACGCGAGGAGCGGGAGAAGCGGCGCCACGCCUCCGAGCUGGCCGCCAUGAGGGAGAGGCACCUCCGCGAGCGGAUGGCGCUCAUCUCGCAGACCAACGUCGGCAAGAAGGUGCUGCAGAAGCUGGAUGAGGAGGAUCUUAAGAAGAUGGACGCAGAGGCCAUCGCGCAGCGCGAAGCUGAGGAGCUGAUGAAGGAGCGCCGUGAACUGCAAGCUCGUCUCAAGAGCCAGGAGAAAAAGGUGGAUUACUUCGAGCGUGCCAAGCGCCUGGAGGAGAUCCCCCUGCUGCAGAAGAGUCUGGAAGAGAAGCAGGUGCAGGACAAGGCAUUCUGGGAGCAACAGGAGAAGGAACGCAUUCAGCAACUCAUUGAGGCCCGCGAGCGCGACGUGGCGACGGCGGAGCGGCUGUCGCGCAUGACGGCGCAGCGGGACGAGUUCAUGGCGCGCCUGCGCACGGAGCGCGGCGCCGCCUACACGCAGCGGCUCAGCGCCUUCAAGGACAAGCUGGCCGCCGAGAGGGACAAGCGCCGCGCCGAGCGACGCAAGCAGCGCAUCGAGAAGCGCCGCCAGGAGUGGCUGGAAGAGAAGCGCCGCGCAGAGGAACGCGCCGCGGAGGAGGCGCGACGCAUCAAGGAGGAAGAGGAACGGCUAGCGAGAGAGGAGAAGGAGAGGCAGCGGGCCGAGGAGCUGGCCGCGCUGCGCGAGCGCAAGGAAAGGGAGGAGAAGGAACACCAAGAGAUGUUAGCCCGCGCCGAAGCCAAGGCGCGCGCUAAGGAGGCGGAGAUACAACGCAAACUUGAGGAGCAGAAGGUGACGGUGUCCAGCAGCUGGCGCCGCGGGGACCCGCGGCCCGCCGGCGGGGACGAGAACGCCUGGAGGGGCAAGGGGGCGCCCGAGAGAGAGCCCCGGGACACCAGGGAGCCUGAGCGACGACCCACCGAGCCGUGGAGGCCUUCGCGCCUCCGCGAGCCGCCGCGUGACGAGCGCAUCCGUUCCCCGGAGCGCCGAGCCGAGCGCCCGCCCGCCCGGGACGAGCGUCCGCCCGCCAGGGACGACAGGCCACCGCCUAGGGAUGACAGACGCGACGACCGCUCCCGCGAGGACAGGUCUCGCGACGAAGGUCGCCGCGAAGACCAUCCGCGCGAGGAGAGGCCGCGCGAAGACCGCUCGCGGGACGCGCCUCGCGAAGAUCGCCCGCCGCGGGAUGACAGGCCGCGGGAUGACAGACAUGACAGACAGAGGGAUGAAGGUGGAUGGCGCUCCAGCGCCCGUGCCGAGCCCGAUCGCGACAGGCCUCGCUACGGCGGUCGCUCCAGCGGCCCCGAGAGCGGCAGCUGGCGUCGUGGGCCCGCCGAGCCACCCCCAGCGCCUACCGAGCGUUCAUCAGCGUGGCGUACAAAAGAGCCCCCGGCGCGUGAUGACCGGCGCGACGAUCGCGGCCGGGAUGACCGUGGCCGGGACGACCGGCGCGACGGCGGCGGCCGCGACGACCGCUACCGCGACGCGCCGCGCCGGGAUGACCGCGACCGCUUCCCGCGCAGGGACGAGCGCGACGCACCGCCCAGGAGGGACGACCGCGAGCCCCCGCGUCGCGACGACCGUGACCGCCGCGACGACCGCGGCCGCGAGGACCGCCGCCCGCCGCCACGCCGCGAUGAGAAACCUCGCGACCCCGACGGUGACGACUGGCAGCCCGUUACUCGGCGCUAGGAGGGCCCUUACAACAACACUAACACUCUGGUGCCCUCACAUUAUACCCUACAUUGUAUCAUUCUAACGCUAUUAUAUCAUUCGUGCUCUGUGCCUGUUGAUUUGCAGAGAUGCAUUGCGACGCACUAUACCAAUUACCAUUAAAAAAUCCUUAAUUUACCUUUCUAAGUAGGCAGAGCGCUAAGCACUUGAUAUUACCCAUGCACUUUUGUUUGAAUAAUUUUCUUCAAAUAACAGUGCCAAAUAUGUGUAACGAACAAAGCUCUUACCUUCUAAAUGCGGUAGAACCAUUGAUACAUUAAGUAUUAUUCGACUGAUUCAAAUUGCGUGAUAAACUCACCACUUAACUUUGGUAUAGCGGUACAAUGCAUUUCGCGUUAUAAUACUGUCAAUAGCGACGUAGACUAACCAAUAUCAGCAUAUACAUUUAUUUUAACGCGCAUUUGUACACAGCGUUCUCAUUCUAUGCUAUUCGGAGUAAGGGGCUUAAUUAUUUUUUUAUUUCAUUUAUGCAUACAGUUAUUUUGACUUUUUUGUACUCUUUUAACUUUGUACUCUAUGGCCCAUUGAUUCUCAUAAUACCACUGAAUACAGGCGUUGUCUAUGGGAUGAUUUGCCCUGAAUCUCCACGCUUGGCAGGCGGAAUGGUUGUCACGAAAGCAGGUCUUUUGCACUACGGUACAGAAGAAAGAAGUUGGAAAGGCCCUAACGCGCCCCUAAAUUUUGUAUGAAAACGUCUGUCGCCGGUUCGACCCCACUCUCUUUUACUACUACUCCUGCAAACAGAUAACAAUAGCUCUACUGCUUCUCAAAUUCUAUAGCCACUUUACAGGCAAUGUAGUGGUAGGCUACAACUUUAUCAUUACUUUUCGUAAGAUACUGCAUACAAAAGGUUUUUUUUGUUUAAUAGCCGAUCAUGUGAUAAGGAGGGAUCUCAUUGCAUGAUAGUCGUCGAUAUUUGACAUCUCACCCUGCAGAUUAUAAUGCAUAAGACGACCUUUUUAAUAUAAUUUCUCGGAGCUCCUUACGUCGUAAUGUUUGCGACCUAGUCGAGUGCAAAGUUGAAGUAUGAACUAUUUGCUCAUACUUUUUCACUUGGCCCUUCCAACCUCUUUCUUCUAUUCCGUCUUACACCAAUCCAUAACACUAAUAUUUUGCAUUUCUACCCGUUAAUGUAAUAUUACCAUCGUUACUCAUGUAGGCUUUUAUGUAGCUAUAAAUAGUAUACCAUUUAUAUAGCUAAAGUGCAACAUAACUAAAUAACAAUUGUAGUAAAAUCUCGCUUUAUUGUUAAAAUGUUACUCAGUCUGCCUAGUUAAUACAGAAUGCUGGAUGCCUAUAUGAAAUAAGUUGUAGUUAGUUUCUUAUGAUUCUAUAUGCCAAUAAAUGAUUGAAUCGGGAAA